Messenger RNA from Saitoella complicata NRRL Y-17804, 408 nucleotides. RefSeq lists its product as uncharacterized. The transcript has a single exon. Gene Ontology annotation, cellular component: mitochondrion. The annotation marks the transcript as partial. The record is from RefSeq and is a predicted model, not a curated record. NCBI's taxonomy places the organism in Eukaryota, Fungi, Ascomycota, Saitoellomycetes, Saitoellales, Saitoellaceae.
CGGCCACGUUUUAACCACUCACAAGCAAAACCCGAACCUAACCCCGAAAAACCUUCUUCAGGCCUCUCCGGCCGCCUCAAAGAUCUCUCUAAAAAAUAUGGCUGGUCGGCCUUUGCAGUGUACAUGGCCCUCUCCGCUCUCGAUUAUCCCAUUUGCUUCCUUGCCGUACACACCAUCGGUGCCGAGCAGAUAUCUCAUUACGAGCGGAUCUUGCUCCACCACCUCAAAGAAUGGACGGGUUUUGAAAAGGAGCCGAAGACAGAUGUGGAGGAGGAGGAUGGGGGGAGCAGUGGAGGGAGUUGGUGGACGGAGGCGGUGGUUGCUUACGGAGUGCAUAAGCUGUUGAUUGUGUUCAGGGUGCCGGCGACGGCGGCGAUUACGCCGGGGAUUGUGAAGCGGUUGAGAGGU